AGAUAGACUAUAGAUAGAUAGAUAGAUCGAUAGAUAGAUAGAUACUUGUUUUAUAUUUAUUCUUACUGAUGGCUGACCGGACUAUGAUUCUCCAACUGAUGGAAAGUCCAGAAUCAGAACCUCUGCAGCUGAUUUCAGGUGAUUUAAGGAGGUUUGGGGUGAUUUAAGAAGGUUCAGGUGAUUUAAGGAGGUUUCAGUUGAUUUAAGGAGGUUUAGGGUGAUUUAAGGAGGUUUAGGGUAAUUUAAGGAGGUUUUGGGUGAUUUAAGGAUGUUUCGGGUUAUUUAAGGAGGUUUAGGGUGAUUUAAGGAGGUUUCGGGUGAUUUAAGGAUGUUUCGGGUUAUUUAAGGAGGUUUAGGGUGAUUUAAGGAGGUUUCGGGUGAUUUAAGGAUGUUUAGGGUGACUUAAGGAGUUUUCAGGUGAUUUAAGAAGGUUUAGGGUGAUGAAAAGAGGGUUCAGGUGAUUUCAGGAGGCUCGGUCUGUUAAUUAUCUGCAGGUAUCUUCCUCUAUCUGCACCUCUUCCUGUGUUUCAGGGUAGAUCUGCAGAAUUCUGCCUGUAAACAGUCUGGUGGCUUUCUGUCCCAACAGGAUGAAAAGAAAUGCUUUGUGUGCGAUUCGAUGGCGCCGUACGACGAGCGGGCCAAUCCAACGAGCAGCCAUCGCAUCGAGAACGUUGUCACAACAUUCGCCCCAAACAGACUGAAGACCUGGUGGCAGUCUGAGAACGGUCUGGAGAACGUCACCAUCCAGCUGAACCUAGAAGCUGAGUUCCACUUCACACACCUCAUCAUGACCUUCAAGACGUUCCGACCUGCUGCCAUGGUGAUUGAGCGAUCAGCUGACUUCGGGAAGACAUGGCAGGUUUACCGGUACUUCGCCUAUGACUGCGAGACGUCAUUUUCCUCUAUUUCCCAGGGUCCAAUGCAGAAGGUUGAUGAUGUCAUCUGUGACUCACGCUACUCUGACAUCGAGCCGUCCACCGAAGGAGAGGUGAUUUUCAGAGUUUUGGAUCCAGCGUUCAGGAUCGAUGACCCGUACAGCCCCCGAAUACAGAACAUGUUGAAGAUCACCAACCUGCGGGUGAAGUUCACCAAACUGCACACGCUGGGAGACAACCUGCUGGACUCCCGUAUGGAGAUCAAAGAGAAGUAUUACUACUCCAUCUACGACAUGGUGGUCCGAGGAAACUGCUUCUGCUACGGACACGCCUCUGAGUGUGCCCCCAUCCAGGGGGCCAGCCCCGCCCAGGAAGGCAUGGUUCACGGCCACUGCAUGUGUAACCACAACACUAAAGGUCUGAACUGUGAACAGUGUCAGGACUUCUACCACGACCUUCCCUGGAGACCAGCUGAGGGACGCAAUACCAACGCCUGCAAGAAGUGUAACUGUAACCAGCACUCGGACUCGUGUCACUUCGACAUGGCCGUGUUCGUGGCUUCAGGAAAUGCCAGCGGAGGCGUUUGUGAAAACUGUCAGCACAACACAGCUGGACACAACUGUGAGCAGUGCCAACCGUUUUACUACCAGCAUCCGGAGAGAGACAUCCGAGACCCCAACAUCUGCCAGUCUUGUAACUGCGACCCCCUGGGCUCUCUGAACGGAGGAAUCUGUGACCAAACCACAGAUGUCCGAACGGGUCUGAUCGCCGGUCAGUGUCGCUGCAAAGUCAACGUGGAGGGAGAACGUUGUGAGCGCUGCAGACAGGCGCAUUAUGGACUGAGUGACCAACCGAAAGGUUGCAAAGCGUGUACCUGCAGUCCUCUGGGAACAGUUCCUGGAGGAAACCCCUGUGACAGUGAAACUGGAGUUUGUUUCUGUAAACGUCUGGUGACUGGACGAGACUGCGACCAGUGUAUGUCUGAACAUUGGGGUCUCAGUAAUGACAUGGACGGCUGCAGAUCAUGUGACUGUGACCUGGGAGGAGCCAAAAACAACCAGUGUGAUCAGGUGAGUGGUCAGUGUGUCUGCAGAGAUCACAUGUUUGGUCGGCGCUGUGAUCAGGUGGAGUCUGGAUUUUACUUCAUCGCUCUGGAUCACUACACCUACGAGGCUGAGGAUGCCAAGUUUGGGCCUGGAGUGACGGUGGUCCCGAGGCCCCACCCUCAGGACCGUAGUCCCACCUGGACAGGUAUCGGUCUGGUCAAUGUUCCAGAGGGGGCUUUCCUGGAGUUCUCUGUCAACAACAUUCCUCACUCCAUGGAAUACGACAUCCUCAUCCGCUACGAGCCUCAGCUGCCUGACCAAUGGGAGGAGGUUCUGAUGGUGGUGAUGAGGCCUGGACCAAUCAAAGCUGACAGCAGAUGCAUCAACACGGUGCCUGAUGAUGACAACCAGAUGAUCUCGCUUCAACCGGGCUCACGAUACGUGGUUCUUCCUCGACCGGUUUGUUUUGAGUCUGGUCUGAACUACACGGUCCGCCUCAGUUUGCCGCUGUACUCGGCCCUCAGCGACGUCCAGUCUCCGUACACGCUCAUCGACUCGAUCGUGCUGAUGCCUCACUGUAAGAACCUGGACAUCUUCACCACCUCAGAGGAAGGGGACUCCAGUGGAAACAGCGGCUGGGAAACUUUUCAGCGUUAUCGAUGUCUGGAGAACAGCCAGAGUGUUGUCAAGACGCAGAUGACAGACAUUUGCAGAAACUUCAUCUUCAGCAUCUCUGCCAUGUUGCACCAGGGUGCUAAAGAAUGCCAGUGCGACCCUCAGGGCUCCCUCAGCACCGUGUGCGACCCCAGCGGUGGUCAGUGCCAGUGCCGCCCCAAUGUGGUCGGCAGGAGCUGCGACAGAUGUGCUCCGGCCACGUUCCAGUUCGGACCCAACGGCUGCCGAGCAUGUGCGUGCAACACCCAGGGUUCACACGACCAGUUCUGUGAUCAGCUGACCGGUCAGUGCGUUUGCAUUUCUGGGGCGUUCGGGCGGCAAUGCGACCGCUGCCUGCCAGGACACUGGGGCUUCCCCUCCUGCAGACGCUGCUCCUGCAACGGACACGCCGACACCUGCGACCCCGACACCGGACACUGCAUCGACUGCAGGGAGCACAGCACCGGACACAGCUGUGAGAGGUGUGUGGACGGUUACUAUGGCGACCCGGUGCUGGGGUCAGGUGACCACUGUCGUCCUUGUAUGUGUCCUGAUGGCCCUGACAGCCGGCGACAGUUUGCAGAAAGCUGUUACCGUGGAGAUGAGUCGCAGCAGGCUGUCUGUAUCUGCAGUGCUGGAUACCGAGGUGCUCGCUGUGACGAGUGCUCACCUGGUUACUAUGGAAACCCCGGUGAGGAGGGGGGGCGGUGCCAGCCCUGUCAGUGCAACAACAACAUCGAUGUGCUGGACCCCAUGUCCUGCGACGGCCGGACCGGAGAGUGUCUGCGCUGCCUGUACCACAGCGAGGGAGCUGCCUGCCAGAGCUGCAAGCUGGGUUACUACGGUGACGCCCUGCAGCAGGACUGCAGGAAGUGUGUUUGUAACCAGCUGGGCAGUGAUCCGUCCAGCUGUCCGACUGCUGCUGACUGUAACUGCGACCGGAGCAGCGGUCAGUGUCGCUGCCUGCCCAACGUGAUUGGUCAGCACUGCGACCGCUGCGCCCCCGACACCUGGAACAUGGCGAGCGGCCGUGGCUGUCAGAGCUGCAGCUGUGACCCCAAGCACUCGUACGGGACGUCCUGUAACGAGAUCAGCGGUCAGUGUUCCUGCCAGCCCGGCUUCGGGGGAAGGACAUGCAGCGAGUGUAGAGAGCUGUUCUGGGGAGACCCUGAAGUCAAAUGUCAUGCCUGCGACUGCGACCCUCGUGGGAUCUCAGAGCAGCAGUGCAACAAAGUUGGCGGCCAGUGUGUCUGUGUGGACGGCGUAUCCGGACCUCGCUGCGAUGUCUGCGCACGUGGAUUCGCAGGAACCUUCCCCGACUGCCGCCGCUGCCACCAGUGCUUCGCCGAGUGGGAUGAUGUCGUCGGUCAACUGACCAAUCAGACGCACCGACUGGUUAACAAGGUCAAUGCUGUCAAAGCCAGCGGAGUCAGCGGACCUUACAAGAAGUCCAUGGACAGCAUGGAGAGGAGCAUCGCUGACAUCCAGGUCAUCCUGGACCAGAACCCAGCUGCACAACCGCUGACUGAGAUCCAGCACCUGCUGCAACAAGCCAGUGACCUGAUGGGGGCCCUGAGCCACACAUUGAACCACACUGAGCGGAUGGUGGUGCAGCUGAAGGAGCAGGACGCUGCUGCAGAAACUAAACUGGACUCUGUGACGUCAGAUGCUCAGAAGCUAGAGAGAACAGUUCAGGAGCUGCUGGAUCAGGUGGAGUUCAUCAAGAACUCUGACAUCAGAGGGGCGACGGACAGCAUAACUAAGUACUUCCUGCAGUCUCAGGUGGCUGAAGCUCGAGCCAACGCCUCAACCAUCGACAGCGGCAGCCCGGUGGAAACCUCUGCUGCUCUACGGCAGCUCACACAGGACAAACUGAACCAGACCAGAGAGGAGUUCCUGAGGAGACACACUGAGCAUGCUCAGAAACUGGAUGACCUGGCAGGAGACCUUCAAACUCUGGACCUAUCAGAGAUCAGCCAGAAGACCUGCGGCAGCCCUUCGUCAGGUCAGGACCUAUGCCUGUCCUGUGGAGGUCUGGGCUGCGUGGAAGCUGAUGGUCGCAUUAAGUGCAGCAGAGACGGAUGUAACGGUGUGGUGACAACGGCCAACGCUGUCUGGAAGAAGGCCCAAACGUCUGAGCAAGAAAUCAUCAGCGCCAUGGAGGAAGUGGAGAAGCUCUCUAAGAUGGUGUUGGAGGCAAAGCUGCAGGCUGAUGAGGCGAAGCUGAGCGCUCAGGAUGUCUUGAUGAAGACCAACAAAACCAAACAAAAAGUGGACCAGAGCAACGAGGAGCUGCGAAGCCUCAUCAGACAGAUCAGAGACUUCCUCACACAGGAUGCUGCAGACCUGGAGAGCAUUGAGCUGGUGGCUACUGAGGUUCUGGCCAUGCAGAUGCCAACCACACCAGGUCUGCUGCAGAACCUUACCGAUGAGAUCCGGCAGAGGGUGGGAGAACUGGGACAUGUAGAAACCAUCUUGCAGCAAAGUGCUGAUGACAUUCGGAGAGCAGAGAACUUGCUGGACCAGGCCCGCCAAGCUAGUGAGGAGGCGGCUGACGUGAAGGACUCUGCAGAGAGAGUAAAGCAAGCUCUGAAAGAAGCUCAGAGAGCUCAGUCGGCCGCCAGCAGCGCCAUCCAGCAGGCCUCUGCUGACAUCCAGAACGCCAACGUCCUGCUGUCCUCAGUGGAGUCGGAGACGGCAGACGCAGAACUCAUGCUGAAUAAUGCAACCAAGAGGCUGCAGAGGCUCGAGCAGGACGUGACACUGCUGAGAGGCAAAGCUCUGAACAUCAAUCUGAGCACUGAACAGACCAAUCAGGAUGCAGCGAGCAUCGGAAAAAUUGCAGAGGAGGUCAAGAAGGCCCUGGACUCGGAGUUGAAGGAGAAGUACGCCACAGUGGAGCAGCUGAUUGGUCAGAAGGCAGGGGGCGUGGCCGACGCUAAAAAGAGGGCGGAGUCACUGCAGCAGGAAGCCAAAGAGCUGCUGCUGCAGGCUAGCGGCAAGCUGCAGCUACUGAAAGAUCUGGAGAAGUCGUAUGAAGACAACCAGAGAACACUGGAUGUGAAAGCAGAGCAGCUGGUGGAGCUGGAGGCUGCUGUGAAGGAGCUGCUGCAGGAGAUCAGCCACAAGGUCACCGUGUACAGCACCUGUUUGUUCUAGAACCAUCUCACCUGCUGCCCGCUCCUCAGCAGCCAAUCACAAGUGAGAACAUAUUCAUUAAAGGGAUCAGUCUCUUGACCUGAAACAAUCAGAAGAAACAGACCAAAGAUGAAAGAGAUUGAGACUUUCAUACUUCCAGGAACCAAAGAUUCAGUUGUUUUAUUUUCUCUUGAUUAAAUCACUCAGAUAUAAGAAAUGUUUAAUCUUAAUGUUUCUAAAUGGGAACCUUUCAUUUGUGAAAGCGUUCUGGAGCACACAAUCAGGUUUUUAAUCGGUUUAAAUCUUUCAGAAUUAAAAUCUCUCAGUCUCUCAGAAUGUGACUUUAGAUAAAUAGUCUGAUUAGUCCACAUUGUUCUCCACUGGUUUGCCCAAUAAUACAACUUUUUGGAAACUUCAAGAGGCAACAGUUGAGUUUUGAAUCAGAUGAAUGUCUUUGAGAUGGUAAUAAAAUAAAUAAAACUGUUAAUCUCUUGGUUCAAGUUUAACUCACAGCUUCAUCUUGUUUAGCAUUGAAUGUUUAAACCAUAUGACUGCAACCUGUCUUAGUCCAUUUUGUACUGCCCCUAGUUUUAUUUCUGUGUGCCCAAACCUUUGAAUCCCAAAUUAUUUUAAUAAAAAUUUCCUGUUAAAAUCA
Messenger RNA from Amphiprion ocellaris (clown anemonefish), 6368 nucleotides. It is a transcript of the gene lamb1a, whose product is annotated as laminin, beta 1a. Gene Ontology annotation, cellular component: laminin trimer. The record is from RefSeq and is a predicted model, not a curated record. Bases 617 to 5734 code for a protein of 1705 amino acids. Gene Ontology annotation, molecular function: integrin binding; extracellular matrix structural constituent. Gene Ontology annotation, biological process: basement membrane assembly; cell migration; substrate adhesion-dependent cell spreading. NCBI's taxonomy places the organism in Eukaryota, Metazoa, Chordata, Actinopteri, Pomacentridae. The transcript has 32 exons.